AUGGCACCAGAACGCUCUUCUGCUAAAGUGCCCUCCUCACACACACUAUGGUCACCUUAUGAUACAAUUAAGGAUGUGGCGGAUGCUCUUGGGGUGACGAAUCAAAUGAACGAGGAAGUGGCUAAAAAUUUGGCCAUGGAUGUCGAGUAUCGAAUUCAUGAGAUCCUCGAGCAGGCGUUGAAAUUCAUGCGCCAUGGUAAACGAAAAACACUUAUUGUGCAGGAUGUUGAUCGUGCUAUGAAGGUAUUAAAUCUAGAGCCCUUGUAUGGUUAUGAUGUAUCCAGACCUCUUGUGUUUAAGGAGGCUAUGGUGGGUCCUGGCCAGAAUUUAUACUAUGUCGAUGAUGACGAGAUUGACUUUGAAAAGAUCAUCAACCAGCCGUUACCUAAAGUACCACGCUUCACCUCGUGUACUGCACAUUGGCUUGCCAUCGAGGGUGUGCAGCCAACUAUACCUCAGAAUCCUAGCCCUGCAGAAAUACGCCAGUUACCUCCUGCGCAGCGCGGCUCUAUGUACAACAUGUUGAGUCUUAACAACGAGGAUAUUGCUCUUGUGACGAAUCCUAAAACUGGAAUAACUACUUCAGAGCAACAUACAGAAUCGACAAAGAAAGAGAUGGAGGUCAAACCUCUUGUGAAACACGUUCUUUCCAAGGAGCUUCAAUUAUACUUCGAUAAAGCCAUUGCUGCUCUAGUGGACGAUUCAAAUGAGUCAUUGAAGGCGGCUACUUUGGAGUCAAUCCGUUCUGAUCCGGGCUUGCAUCAACUUGUGCCCUAUUUCAUUCAAUUUGUCGCAGAGACAAUCACUCACAAUCUCCAAAAUAUCGAUCUACUCACCAACAUGUUAAUGGUGAUCUAUUCUUUACUCACCAACAAAUCGAUUUAUCUGGAUCCUUACAUUCAUGCAUUAAUGCCUUGUGUCCUAACUUUACUCUUGGCCAAGAAGAUAGGCCCUCCCCAAGGGACUCCGGAAGAAUUGGAGCAGCAUCUUAAAGUGCGUGAACUAUCAUCCUCAUUGCUUGAAAAGAUAAUCUCUGAGUAUGGCUCUUCUUACAACACAUUGAAACCAAGGGUUACUAGAACUCUUAUGAGAGCGUUUCUAAGUAAUACCACCAAAAACUACGCCAGCACCCAGUUCGGUGCCAUCAAAGGUAUGAAAUCCUUGGGUCCCGAGGUGAUUCGAAUCAUUCUUGUGGCCAAUUUGAAAAAUUGGUCUACGCUCGUUCUUGGGCAUUUUGAGAAAUCAGACAAAAACAGAAAGAUACUCAUUGACCAAGUCAUACAGUGUCUUGAGGUACUCGCUCAAGAUGGUAGGCUAGUGGUGAAGGAUCAGAACAAAAGCAGCAAUGAAAUCACCGAUGAAAUGAAACAGAAGUUGACCGGUAGAGUCGGACAGACUGUAGCCGAAGCCAUUCUUGAGCUUGAUAAUGCUCAAGAAAUUUACUACGGUAUCUUCUUCGGUGAAGCUUGA
Molecule: messenger RNA, 1470 nt
Organism: Brettanomyces nanus
Lineage: Eukaryota; Fungi; Ascomycota; Pichiomycetes; Pichiales; Pichiaceae
Exons: 1
Coding region: 1-1470 (489 amino acids)
Biological process (GO): RNA polymerase II preinitiation complex assembly; transcription initiation at RNA polymerase II promoter
Cellular component (GO): SAGA complex; transcription factor TFIID complex; SLIK (SAGA-like) complex
Molecular function (GO): RNA polymerase II general transcription initiation factor activity; transcription coactivator activity; protein heterodimerization activity
Source: RefSeq, a predicted model, not a curated record